CUUCGGUGUUGCACCAUUACAAGCACUUGAAUUUCAUAUUAUUGUGUAAAAAACAUUUACAAUUAUGUAUUUUAAGAGUGCAGUUAGUGUUUUUGCUGUGUAUUUCCUGACGUCAGUAUGGAGCAUUGGACUGAACAGUGUUCAAUUAAAACUGUUGAAUACGCUGUACAAAAAUUCUCCUACCGGAAUUACCGACAAUGAUAGCACACAAUUCGUGAAACAAUAUUUUGGAAUUGAACCGGCAACCAAUAUUUUUAGAAAUGAUCCAAUUUUGACCAAUUUAGUUAAUUUAAAUUAUGCAUUGAGGUGGUUGGUGAUUAAUGACAAUUUAAAUUCUGACCAAGUCAAGAAUAAAAAACUCAACCCAUUUGAAGUAGAUUAUUACCUUGAUGUGUUCUUUACACACGCUGUAACACACCAGCAUCCGGGAUUGUUUACUGUUGAUGAGCUAUCAGGAGUAGAUAAAACAUUGGGGCUUUUAGCUAUACAGGAAGAAAUAUCAAAGGAACUCGAAAUAAAUAAAGACGAAAUCUAUUUUAUGAACGCGAUUGAGUUCUUGUUGGUCAUGUUGUAUAUCAAACCAAAAGGUAAUGGUCUAACCCUAGAACAAUUAGAAAAGUUCGUUAAAUUAUACGAAUUCCAUAGUACUCUACCCGGUAUUGAUUCUGAGGCAUGUAAAAAAGUCUUCCAAGAACUCGGUAUUAAAAUGACGGAACACGAAUCGAAGAUCCUAUUACAAUCCAACGAACCCAUUGAAAAAGUGCUGAUGAAUUUAAUGAAAUUUGCGGCUGAACGUAGUAAUACGGUUGAAAAAAAUGAAUCUAAAUUGUUAGGUCAGAACGAGAUUGUGGCCUGUAUAAACAAAUUCAAUCAACUCGAUAAUAGAUGCGAUGGUUUACUGCGCUAUGAUAAAUAUUCCUCUUUUGUGGAUAAGUUAAAAACAGUUUUGAAUGAAAUGAAAGGGUCGGAAAAAGAUUCGCACACUUUCGAAAAAGGGAAAAAUAUUUUAAAGAAAUUUGACGGUUCUAACGGAGUUGGAGUAAAAAAAUUACUUCACUUUGCUGAAUUCGCUGAAAUUGUAUUGUUCUGCAUUACACAUAUUGAAGAAAAAUCUAAAUGAUUCCUUAAAAACUUCAUUUAAAACGUAAUGAUUCUAGAACUGGUCGUGUUGAUCAC
Molecule: messenger RNA, 1176 nt
Organism: Adelges cooleyi (spruce gall adelgid)
Lineage: Eukaryota; Metazoa; Arthropoda; Insecta; Hemiptera; Adelgidae
Exons: 9
Coding region: 65-1120 (351 amino acids)
Source: RefSeq, a predicted model, not a curated record